AUGGAGCCUUGCAGCUUUUCGGAAGCUAUCAAUCAGCACUUCCUUUUGGACGAGUCAAGUAGGGAACAGAGCUGGUACUUGGACAAGGAAGUGAUACGCGGUUGGAAUUUGCAGACGUUCAAAGCGGAGUCCGACUUUGUAUAUUCCCACUCUGCAGGCGGCGUGAGGUACUUCAGAUAUAAGGAGGGCAGGGAAGACUAUGUUGGUUUGAGAGACGUUCUGGAACGGGGCACCGAGGACUGCCUGGUGAUUCCGCUGGGAAAGCUAGACGUGGAAACGGUCCCUAAGUAUUGCUCCCCCUCUCCCUAUGGCGACCUGCUCAACGAGUCAACUCAGGUGGACACCGGGGUGCGGCGCGCUCUUGAAGCGCGCUUCAAGGCACGUAAGGAAGAAGAGGACGAGAACCAAAGCUCAUUUGUUGAGAGAGUCCGGAACAGAAAGCCUUGCUUUGAAGCCUUGAUCCGCAUCGCUGUGGCAGCGAAGCUUUGCUUCAAUCAAGCAAUCAAAUUGGUCCCCUACAAGCUGAAUAUUAAUGGCCCCGGAGACUUCUUCCGGCCUCACGUGGACACCCCCGUCGACCCUGAGCUUUUCAUCGGGACGGUUGUCGUCUGCCUCCCGUCGCCAUUCACCGGGGGGGAGCUGAUCGUUACGCACGUGGAUGCUUCCCACACCUUCGACUUCGCAACUAAGUCCAACGACAAAGCCGUCUUCCAGUUUGCCGCGUUUUACGGGGACUGCCUUCACGAAAUAAAGCCGGUCACCAGCGGCCAUCGCAUCACGCUGACGUAUCACAUCAUGCGAAAGCGCCCCAACGUCACGUUUGAAAAUGAUGAUUCGGAGUUCAGCCCGGAAGAAGUGUUCCCUGUCGAAGCCGACGACAUUUGUCAAGAGCAGAUUUGCAACCAAUUUCAGGCCGAGCUGCGGAUCCUUUCGUCUCUUGGACUGCCGUACGUGGGCUUUCUUCUCCAGCAUGGUUACACCCAGGCGGGAAUCUCGGAAAAGGGUUUGAAAGGCAGUGACAGAUUAUUCUACGAGCUUCUCACCGCGGCUGGCUGGAAGUGCCACUUCGUCCCGGUACUCGUGGUCAGGAGAUGGAACAGAGGGACGAGGUUUUCUAGUGAAAGCGAUUUCAAGUGCACACUGGAAGUGCUGUCAUUUACCAAUGAUGACUACGACUUUCUGAGGGGAAGCUUGGAACCCGAGACACUAGAUGGUCUUCCGCUCAUGGAGCCCUGCGAAUUUGUGGAGUCAAUUGACGGGUAUCUAAACAUGGAGGAGGCUCUGAAAAGCGGGAAAAAGCGGAGACUUAGUCCAGCAGAGCAGUGGGAAAUCACUGAGUCCGAGGACGGCAAGGGAAGGACGUUGAGGAUGAAGGAGGACUGGAGAGAGUACGUCACAUUCAAAGAUGUCCUGAAGCAGGUUCGGGAGGGUCGGACCUAUCACGGGGAAACCCUUGAGUAACAAGCUGGGUUGGCUGUGCCACGUUGCAGAGGACUACGAUUUUGUCAAGUUUUUGGACUAUGGCGCUGAUGAGGUCGAAGCAAGCAUGAGAUGGGAUUAUGAGCAGUGCAAUAACCUGUGCAAAGGGCU
Messenger RNA from Klebsormidium nitens, 1590 nucleotides. Lineage: Eukaryota; Viridiplantae; Streptophyta; Klebsormidiophyceae; Klebsormidiales; Klebsormidiaceae. The record is from the annotation of a GenBank genome assembly.